AUGUGCCUCGGUCCUCGCGACAAGGACGACAGCGGCGUUGCUCGCUCGCGCGACAUCGACCGCGGCAUACGGCAAGAUGAGGCGCGGCUCGCCAAGGAGGUGAAGCUGCUGUUGCUCGGAGCUGGGGAGUCGGGAAAGACCACGAUCCUCAAACAGAUGCGACUCAUCUACUCGCAAAGCUUUAGCGAACGCGAGAGGCUGUGGUGGAGGCCGAUUAUAUUCCGUAACAUCAUCGAAGCCUUCCGCAUCAUGCAAAUGGUCAUGUCCGACUUCAACUACCAAUUUGAGAGUCCAGACAGUAAAACUCUCAUGUCAAAGGUCCUGGAAAAGCGCGAGAUCGGACCCGAGGACCAGUUCCCGCAAGACCUCGUCGACCCAAUCAAGGCCCUGUGGCAAGACGCUGGGGUCAAAACGGCCUUUCUCAAAGGGUGUGAAUAUGCGCUACACGAUAAUGUCAAUUACUUCGUUUCUAGUAUAUCCAGGCUAUGGGCAAGCGACUACGUGCCCAAUGACCUGGACAUACUCUGCGCCCGACUCAAAACAACUGGCAUCACCGAGUGCCACUUUGCUACCGGGCACUUGACCUACCGCAUCUUUGACGUUGGCGGCCAAAGAUCAGAGCGCAAGAAGUGGAUACACUGCUUCGACGACGUUCAAUCCGUGUUGUUCCUCGUGGCGAUCAGUGGCUACGAUCAGUGUCUCGUAGAAGACAUGGAUGGGAACCAAAUGAACGAGGCGCUGAUGCUCUUCGAGUCGAUCGUGAACUCCCGCUGGUUCACCAGGUCCGCCAUGAUCAUCUUCCUCAACAAGAUGGAUUUGUUCAAGGAAAAGCUCCCGCGGCGACCGAUCACUGACCAUGGAUUCACGGACUAUCGUGGCGCACCGGACGAUUACAAAGCCGCGAGCAGCUACUUUCUCGAAAAGUUCCGAGGCCAAUGCCGAGACCCGGAAAAGGAAAUCUACGGACACUUUACGAACGCGACGGACACGAACCUGAUAAAAAUCACGAUGCAUUCGGUGCAGGAUAUGAUAAUACAGCGAAACUUGAAGCAUCUCAUGCUCUGA
Messenger RNA from Purpureocillium takamizusanense, 1065 nucleotides. RefSeq names its product G-Protein alpha subunit. The coding region runs from base 1 to 1065 and encodes 354 amino acids. The record is from RefSeq and is a predicted model, not a curated record. Gene Ontology annotation, molecular function: guanyl nucleotide binding; G protein-coupled receptor binding; GTPase activity. The transcript is spliced from 5 exons. Gene Ontology annotation, cellular component: heterotrimeric G-protein complex. NCBI's taxonomy places the organism in Eukaryota, Fungi, Ascomycota, Sordariomycetes, Hypocreales, Ophiocordycipitaceae. Gene Ontology annotation, biological process: G protein-coupled receptor signaling pathway.